Molecule: messenger RNA, 699 nt
Organism: Octopus bimaculoides (California two-spot octopus)
Lineage: Eukaryota; Metazoa; Mollusca; Cephalopoda; Octopoda; Octopodidae
Product: transmembrane protein 11-B, mitochondrial
Source: RefSeq, a predicted model, not a curated record
CACCACUGUCUCUUAUAUGAACCGAAACCAUUGGAGUUAUCUCCCAUGUCACACGGUGACAUGGCAGAGCCAGUCUUUACUUUCUCUGGUGAUGCCGUGAUGUUUCGUGGUGACGAGUUUGGAAGUCCGUCCGACCGAGAAAAGCGGGAGAUCCAGCUCGACCACUUGCUCUAUGCCAAGGCUAAGGCCAUCAUAAUCCGAGUGAAAUCUCUAGGUGAAGAAACUCGGUGGUGGAUAUCCCUUGGCCACUGGUUCCAAAAUACAGCGGUCAUUUCCAGCCUCGGCUGUGCAAUCACCAACGAAAUCUGGCCACACAACAGCCUGCUGAUAUGCUCAUGGGGUCUACUCAGCCUGCUGGCCGGUGGCAUUCAUGCCCUGUCCUGGCAGACUGACCCAUGCUCGGCGUACGAGGUCGAGACGAAUGCCGAACACUUGAGGACUUUACUAGCAGACUCCGACGUCCAAAACAGCGCUGUCACAAGUGUCGCCGUGGUUGGAGGGUCAAUCAGCGGCGACAGCAAUGAUGACGAUGGAAGCGAUGACGGCCACACUCCGCUGGUCAUUGUCCAUACAAAUAAAUUUGUUCAAAACUUAGUCUGUAACGCCACAGUCAUCUUAGCCGCCUGGAUUUGUGGCCGAAGAAUUUAUAAAUGGUAUAUUAAAUAAAGAACUUUAAGCAAAAGUUAGUUUUCUCUCUUA